This is a messenger RNA of Vombatus ursinus (common wombat), 1308 nucleotides long. RefSeq names its product pseudouridine 5'-phosphatase (gene PUDP). The record is from RefSeq and is a predicted model, not a curated record. The coding region runs from base 163 to 876 and encodes 237 amino acids. NCBI's taxonomy places the organism in Eukaryota, Metazoa, Chordata, Mammalia, Diprotodontia, Vombatidae. The transcript has 4 exons. Gene Ontology annotation, molecular function: phosphatase activity.
AGACGGCCGGGGCUCAGCAAGGCGCGUGCGCGUGGAGGGAACCUCUUGGGCCAAGGACAGUUUCUCGGGCCCAGCCCCCACCCCCGUUGCCCCCAUCCUUCAUUCUAGCCUCCUCGUCCCCCUCCCGCUCCGGGCCUCGCCACCGACCGACGCCCAGACACUAUGGCCUCGCGAGCUCCCGGCCUGGCUCCUGCGCCUCCGCUGCGGCCGGUCACCCACCUGCUCUUUGACAUGGACGGCCUCCUUCUGGAUACUGAGCGACUCUAUUCAGUGAUAUUCCAGGAAAUCUGUGACUGCUUUGGAAAGAAAUAUACGUGGGAUGUGAAAGCCAUGGUUAUGGGUAAAAAAGCAUUGGAUGCAGCUCAGGUUAUUGUAGAAGUCUUGGAUCUUCCAUUAACCAAAGAGGAACUGUUGACAGAAAGCAAAAAGAAGCAAGAACAAAUAUUUCCAACAGCUUCAUUUAUGCCAGGUGUUGAGAAGCUGAUCAACCAUCUACAUAGACACAACAUACCUAUUGCUGUUGCUACUAGCUCUGCUGGAUCAUCAUUUGAACAGAAAACAAAAAGACACAAAGAAUUCUUUAGUUUGUUUAAUCAUCUCAUUCUGGGUGAUGACCCUGAGGUGAAGAAUGGCAAACCAGAGCCUGAUUUGUUUCUAAUUUGUGCAAAGAGAUUUUCCCCUUCUCCUCCAGCAGAAAAGUGCCUUGUGUUUGAAGAUGCUCCAAAUGGAGUUGAGGCAGCCCUUGCAGCUGGGAUGCAGGUGGUUAUGGUUCCAGAUGAACAAUUAAACCCAGAGCUUACAAGAAAGGCAACCUUGGUGCUGAAAUCACUGGAGGACUUUAAGCCAGAAUUGUUUGGUUUGCCAUCAUAUGAUUGACAGAUAUUCUAAUGAUAGUCAAUUUUGUGGCAUUACUCCCUUAUUUGUUAUCUUGGAUUUUUUUUCCUUUUUAAUGAGGAACUGGUAAAGAAAAUCAACAUGUAAUAACAAGUUUAAUAAGCAAUAAUUAGACAUUCUUCCCACCAUAUUUUGUACCGUUUUCCAAGUAAUUCAAUGAAUUCAUCUUGCCCUGACUUUCUCUUUGAUUGAGGAGGAAUAACCAAUAAAAAUGGCCAAGAUGAAUCAAAGGACAAAUCAAAUUAACAUCUGAAUAAUCAGUAGUUGAUUAUACUAAAGUGAAAAAUAUCCAACUGUCUGUGAUUUAUGUUUCUCUACCAAAGUGGGGAUCAUGCCUACACUCAGAAAAAUAUUCAAUAAAAUUGAUAAAGAUGAUUUAUUUUAGUAAAUGCCAAAUUGCUAUUUUAAAAAAAU